Messenger RNA from Chaetomium fimeti, 751 nucleotides. Its product is annotated as Prefoldin. Gene Ontology annotation, cellular component: cytoplasm; prefoldin complex. The transcript has 5 exons. The coding region runs from base 149 to 637 and encodes 162 amino acids. Gene Ontology annotation, biological process: RNA polymerase I assembly; protein folding; RNA polymerase III assembly. NCBI's taxonomy places the organism in Eukaryota, Fungi, Ascomycota, Sordariomycetes, Sordariales, Chaetomiaceae. The record is from RefSeq and is a predicted model, not a curated record.
CCCCACCUUCAGCCGUUGUUAUUAGCGGGGCACCAACAUAUUCCUUGAAGGAUUCAGGCUCGUUUAAGCUGCUCACUGGAGCUGAGUCCUACCCGCCUAUCACCCACACACCUUCAGUCCUAAAUUACCCAGAUCCAGACUUGUCAAGAUGGCCAGUCGCGGUGGCCAACAACAAGGAGAGGCAGUCGACCUCGGCACCCUCAGCGCCCAACAGCUGACGGCCGUCAAGAAGCAGCUCGACGGCGAGGUCGAGCACCUCUCGAGCUCCUAUGCCCAGCUUGCCGCUGCCCAAGCCAAGUUCAAGGAGUGCCUGCGGGUAGUCAAGUCGGGAUCAUCAUCAUUCGACAAAGAGAAGUCCGUCCUCGUCCCGCUCACCAACUCCCUCUACGUCAAAGGCAACCUCGCGGACCCGGACCGGGUGCUCGUCGACGUCGGGACAGGUUUCUACGUGGAAAAGACGACGGAAUCCGCCUCCGAGUUCUACGACGCCAAGGUCAAGGAACUGACCGGCAACAUCCAAGGGCUGGAGGGCAUCGUGCAGGCCAAGACCAACAACUUGCGCGUUGUCGAAGAAGUCCUACGGCAAAAGGUUCUAGCACAAGGAGGACCAGGUGCGGCAGGGCAAGCAUCGUCAUGACACGGUCGGCCAUAGGAUAAACUGUGAGGGCUCGUGUAGAUCACGAUCUAAGUAGCAAUAGAUGCCGUCUGGCCAAGAGAACGCUCCCAAAUACGACACCUUGUCAUAUCACAA